AUGGUAGUGGGAGGGGUCACAGUAUGGCAAACGCGUCGAGAUCCAGGCCGGAUCUCCGUGCUGGGCCCUUGGGUCACCGUGCACGGCUCCGAGAAGUCGUCGCUCACCAAGUUAUACACCGUACUUUCAAGCCCAGCAACCUUCACUCCCGCUGCUACUUCUCGAUGGAUGCAAGUCUUCGAGGGAUCUCUCCCCAAAUGGGUUUAA
Molecule: messenger RNA, 207 nt
Organism: Peniophora sp. CBMAI 1063
Lineage: Eukaryota; Fungi; Basidiomycota; Agaricomycetes; Russulales; Peniophoraceae
Source: the annotation of a GenBank genome assembly